AUGAAGCGUAGCAAGCAUCGAGCCUCCAAGAAUGAUGGCAAAGGUCAAGAUGAGCCGGCCAUCCUAGAGACGGAGGAUAUGAGGAUGCCAGACCCUGACACCAUCUCACUCGCAUCAGUCACUGCCGUCACAACCAAUGUCUCCAAUAAGAGAUCAAAGCCUGACAUCAAGAUUGAGCCUAGUGCUGGAAGACCAGUUGAUUUCCAAGUUAGUGUCACUGUUAUUGAGGCCAGACAGCUGGUGGGUCUGAACAUGGAUCCAGUGGUGUGUGUAGAAAUUGGUGAUGAAAAAAAAUACACCUCAAUGAAGGAGUCGACCAACUGCCCUUACUACAAUGAGUACUUCGUUUUUGACUUCCACGUUCCUCCUGAUGUCAUGUUUGACAAGAUCCUGAAAGUGUCAGUUAUCCACUCUAAAAAUCUUUUGCGAAGUGGGACGCUGGUCGGGAGCUUCAAGCUUGACGUGGGCACAGUUUAUACACAACCUGAACAUCAGUUCUUCCACAAAUGGGCCACUUUAUGUGACCCCGAUGACAUCACUGCAGGAUGCAAAGGCUAUGUCAAGUGUGACGUCGCAGUUGUUAAAAAGGGCGACACUCUGAAAACUCCACACAAAACAAAUGAAACAGAUGAGGAUGACAUUGAGGGUAAUCUUCUGUUGCCAGAUGACGUCCCAGCUGAGCGUCAAUGGGCAAGAUACUAUGUGAAAAUCUACCGAGCCGAGGGGUUGCCCAAAAUGAACACCAGCAUUAUGGCAAACGUCAAAAAAGCCUUCAUUGGAGAAAAUAAGGACUUGGUUGAUCCGUAUGUCCAGGUGCAAUUUGCAGGACAGAAGGGAAAAACUUCAAUUCAGAAGAGCAGCUAUGAGCCGAUCUGGAAUGAGCAGAUCGUUUUCACAGAGCAGUUUCCACCUCUGUGCCGGAGAAUGAAAGUCCAGAUCCGCGAUUCAGAUAAAGUGAACGAUGUGGCCAUCGGAACGCACUUCAUUGACCUGCGGAAGAUUGCUAAUGAUGGAGACAAAGGCUUUCUUCCGACUCUUGGGCCAGCUUGGGCCAACAUGUACGGCUCCACACGCAGCUACACGCUCAUGGACGAGUACCAGGACCUGAAUGAAGGACUAGGGGAAGGGGUUUCGUUCAGGGCCCGGCUGCUGAUCAGUCUGGCCGUGGAGAUACUGGAUACCUCCUCUGCUGAAGUAAUGUGCUCCACUGAGGUGCAGGUGGAGGGAGUUUCCAACAUCUCAGAUAAUGCCACGGGAAAAAUUGAGGAGUUCUUUCUCUUUGGAUGUUUCCUUGAGGCCACUAUGAUUGACAGGAAGAUUGGAGACAAACCCAUCAACUUUGAGGUUACAAUAGGAAACUAUGGCAGUGAACUCGAUACUCCAACCAAGCCAAAAACAAAGAAGAGGAAGGGUGGCGAUGACGAGGAGUCUGAGCUCAUUCACGGCUCUAGUGACGAGGAGGUGGAUGAUGGUGGAGAUAUGACCUCAGUUUCCAGCACUCCUCCAAUGAAGCCAGUCAUCACUGACAGAAACUAUUUCCACCUCCCGUACUUUGAGAGGAAGCCCUGCAUUUUUAUCAAGAGCUGGUGGCAGGACCAAAGAAGACGACUUUAUAAUGCAAACAUCAUGGACAGAAUUGCAGAUAAAUUGGAAGAAGGGUUAAACGAUGUACAGGAGAUCAUUAAAACAGAGAAAGCCUAUCCUGAGCGCAGACUCAGAGGAGUCCUGGAGGAACUCAGCUUUGGCUGCAGUACCUUUGUAACUUUAGCAAACAAUGAUCAGAAUCAGACUGGGAAGACUAAACUGGACCGGGAGAGACUGAAAUUAUGCAUGCAGGAAUUGGAAAACAUGGGCCAGCAAGCAAAGAAUAUGCGAUCCCAAGUAAAGAAAAGCAACGUGAAAGACAAAAUAAAACUGGCACAAAACUUCCUCCACAAGCUGAGAUUCUUGUCUGAUGAGCCUCAGCAUAGUGUUCCAGAUAUUUACAUAUGGAUGAUAAGCAACAACAAACGCAUUGCAUAUGCCCGCGUUCCCUCCAAAGACAUCCUCUUCUCUUCUGUAGAGGAAGAAACCGGAAAGGACUGUGGGAAAGUCCAGACCACCUUUUUCAAGCUCCCUGGUAAGAAAAGCUUUGGACCUGCAGGCUGGACCGUUCAGGCUAAAACUGAGCUGUAUCUGUGGCUCAGCUUGAACAGGCAGCGUAAGGACUACUUGAGCGGCCUACCAAAUGGGUUUGAGGAGAACAAGGCAGUAAAAGGGCCUGGCAUACAGUCCACACCCCCCAUCAGCCUGAUGUACACCAUGAAGCAGAUCUUCCAGCUGAGGGUUCACAUGUAUCAGGCUCGCAGUCUGUUUGCGGCCGACAGCACGGGCCUGUCAGACCCUUUUGCCAGGGUAUUUUUUUCUACUCACAGCCAGGUCACAGAGGUCCUGAAUGAGACGUUGUGUCCUACAUGGGAUCAGCUGCUGGUGUUUGAUAAUGUGGAGCUCUAUGGUGAGGCUGGUGAACUGAGGGAUGAUCCUCCUAUAAUCGUCAUCGAGAUCUAUGAUCAGGACACUGUCGGAAAAGCCGAUUUCAUGGGUAGGACAUUCGCUAAACCUAUAACCAAGAUGUCAGAUGAGCAUUAUGGGCCGCCACGCUUCCCUCCUCAACUGGAGUACUACCAGAUCUACCGGGGAAACGGCACUGCAGGAGAAAUGCUGGCGGCCUUUGAGCUGCUGCAGAUUGGACCAGCUGGAAAGGCCGACCUGCCCCCAAUAGAUGGACCUUCAGAUAUCGAUCGUGGUCCAAUCCUGCCUGUUCCUAUUGGCAUAAGACCUGUCUUGAGUAAAUACCGAAUUGAGGUUCUCUUCUGGGGCCUGAGGGACUUGAAGCGGGUGAAUCUGGCUCAAGUAGACCGCCCCCGCGUGGACAUCGAGUGUGCAGGGAAAAGCAUUCAGUCAGCGCUAAUUCAGAACUACAAGAAAAACCCCAACUUCAGCACUCUGGUGAAGUGGUUUGAAGUGGACCUGCCUGAGAACGAGCUCCUCCAUCCUCCUCUGAACAUCCGCGUGGUGGACUGCCGGGCGUUUGGUCGUUACACACUAGUCGGCUCUAAUGCCGUCACAUCUCUACGCAAAUUCAUUUACAGGCCAUCGGACAAAAGUGUCAGUAACUGGUCUGCCAUGGGUGUGUAUCCAGAGAAAAAAGCUGUCAAAUAUGUAUCUUCAGUUGAUAAGCUUAAAUGAUUGUCUCAUACACUCUAAAAAAUGCUGAUGCCAGAUGAUGAGAAAGGUGGGAAAGGGAAAAAGAAGCGGAAGAAGGGCGAAGAGGUGGAAGAGGAGGAGCUGGAUGAAAGCAUGCUGGACUGGUGGUCCAAAUACUUUGCCUCGAUUGAAACACUGAAAGAGAUCAUUAAAGCGCAGGAAGCAGAAGCUGAAGAAAAGGAAGAUUUUGACUCUGGAGAGGGGACCAAGAAGAAGAGAGGAAAGGGGAACAAGAACAAAGCCACGCCUGGGGAGGGAGCACCAGAGAAGAAGAAGCACAAAAUCGAAGAGUUGAAGAUGUUCAACAGAGAGCUUGAAUAUCAGUUUGACAGCUUUGAAGAUUGGCUUCACACUUUCAACCUUUAUCGAGGCAAGUGUUCGGAUGAUGCUAAUGUUGAGCAGAAUGCAGCUGAUGAAGACAGACUCAUUGGCAAAUUCAAGGGAUCCCUGUGCAUCUACAAAGUCCCAGUGUUUGAUGAGGUGUCCAGAGAAAUGGGCUUUGAUUCCAACAUGGGCAUGUUCCAGAACAUCCCACACAACGACCCCGUUAACGUCCUCAUCCGAGUUUAUGUGAUCAGGGCAACAGAACUGCAUCCUGCAGACAUCAAUGGGAAGGCCGACCCAUAUAUCGCCAUCAAGCUCGGGAAGACAGAGAUCAAGGACAAAGAGAACUACAUCUCUAAACAACUCAACCCUUUGUUUGGAAAGUCUUUUGAUAUUGAAGCGACGCUCCCAAUGGAUUCCACCCUCACCGUGUCCAUCUACGACUGGGAUUUGGUGGGAACCGAUGACCUGAUUGGGGAGACAAAGAUUGACUUGGAGAACCGUUUCUACAGCAAACACAGGCCAACCUGUGGUCUCAGCGCCAGCUACGCGAUUCACGGCUAUAAUGUGUGGAGGGACCCACUGAAGCCAACGCAAAUCCUUGCCAAACUCUGCAAAGAUGGAAAAAUGGAUCCGCCCCAGUACGGCCCCGGGGGACGAGUGAAAGUGGCGAACAGAGUUUACACGGGACCGACUGAAAUUGAGGAUGAAAAUGCACUGAAGAAACAGACGGAUGAGCACCUGGCUCUUGCUGUACUAAACCGCUGGGAAGAUAUUCCACAGAUCGGCUGCAAACUCGUCCCAGAGCACGUGGAGACGAGGCCUCUCCUGAAUCCGGAUAAACCUGGGAUGGAGCAGGGGAGGGUUGAGAUGUGGGUGGACAUGUUCCCGAAGGAUAUGCCUGCGCCUGGACCCGCUCUCGAUAUUUCACCAAGGAAGCCAAAGAAAUUUGAGCUCAGGGUGAUCGUGUGGAACACAGACGAAGUCGUUCUGGAGGACGAUGACAUUUUCACAGGGGAAAAAUCCAGUGACAUAUUUGUUAGAGGAUGGCUGAAAGGUCAACAAGAAGACAAGCAGGACACAGACGUCCACUAUCACUCUCUGACCGGAGAGGGCAAUUUCAACUGGCGCUUCAUUUACCCCUUCGACUACCUACAGGCCGAAGAGAAAAUCGUCAUCUCAAAGAAAGAGUCCAUGUUUUCUUGGGAUGAGACGGAGUAUAAAAUUCCUGCCCGACUGAAUUUGCAAGUGUGGGAUGCGGAUCACUUCUCUGCAGACGACUUCCUGGGUGCAAUUGAACUAGACCUGAAUCGAUUUCCUCGUGGUGCGAAGACAGCGAAGCAGUGCUCCAUUGACAUGGUGAUUAAUGAGCAAGACAUGCCCAUGGUCAACAUCUUCAAACAGAAGAGAAUUAAAGGCUGGUGGCCAUUUGUGGCACGAGAUGAAAACGACGAGUUGGAAAUUACAGGGAAAGUAGAAGCAGAGCUUCACCUGCUGACAGGCGAGGAGGCCGAGAAGAGUCCUGUUGGUGAAGGACGCAAUGAACCAGAGCCUCUGGAGAAACCAAACCGCCCCGACACUACAUUCCUGUGGUUCCUUAGCCCGCUAAAGGCAAUCCACCAUCUCAUCUGCAAACAGUACAAGUGGCUGGUCAUCAAAAUUGUGUUGGCGCUGAUGCUUCUUGCCAUUCUGGCCCUGUUCCUCUACAGUAUGCCUGGCUAUAUGGCCAAGAAACUCCUGGGGGUCUGAGAGAUUCAAUCAG
This is a messenger RNA of Sinocyclocheilus anshuiensis, 5332 nucleotides long. RefSeq names its product otoferlin. The record is from RefSeq and is a predicted model, not a curated record. NCBI's taxonomy places the organism in Eukaryota, Metazoa, Chordata, Actinopteri, Cypriniformes, Cyprinidae. Gene Ontology annotation, molecular function: AP-2 adaptor complex binding; calcium ion binding. Gene Ontology annotation, biological process: plasma membrane organization; synaptic vesicle priming. The transcript has 40 exons. Gene Ontology annotation, cellular component: presynaptic active zone membrane; synaptic vesicle membrane.